CAACAACAAAAAGGCAAGGUACUCAAAAAAUUUACGUUUUGUUAAGAGCACACCAUCUGACACAAAUUGAAAAUUUGAAUUAUAAACUUAUCAAACAAAGCGCUCGCAACGCAACGCACAACUAAGCAACGGGUAUACGUUCAAAUUUUAGAGCUGUAAUUGCAAUUGGAAACAUCGAUACCAUAGCAAGCACACGGGUAAUAAAAACAACAAGCACAAGCAUGUCUGUCAGUGAUUUCAUUAAAGGUUUACCUAUACACGAUUCCAAUAAUUUUACACACCUGAGCAACGAUCAUGGGAUCCGAACGUCGCAAAAGCGCGCCUCUGUCUAUUUACCAACAGAGGAUGUGCCAGAACAAGCUCAACUGAUAGUGAUGGAUAAGAGGUGUGUCCUACUGAGAUACCUCACACAACAGUGGGACAAAAAGACCCUACAACGGAAGCGAGAGCACGGCAACGAUGGGAACAGUAACAAUACCAACAGCACCCCAAAUGGCAACAACAGCAAAAAGCGCCCACGCUUAGAUGCCAAUGAGCUCAACUGAAGCAGCUACACACUCAAACAUGCAUAAUUCAAAUUUAAACUCUGUUAAGAGCAACCACUACCAUAAAAACUUAAGAUAUAUCCCAUUUAUGUUUAAAAUAAAUACUCUAGAAAGUAAAUAA
Drosophila montana is the source of this 666-nucleotide messenger RNA. RefSeq names its product DET1- and DDB1-associated protein 1. Gene Ontology annotation, cellular component: Cul4-RING E3 ubiquitin ligase complex. The coding region runs from base 222 to 545 and encodes 107 amino acids. The transcript has a single exon. Lineage: Eukaryota; Metazoa; Arthropoda; Insecta; Diptera; Drosophilidae. The record is from RefSeq and is a predicted model, not a curated record. Gene Ontology annotation, biological process: positive regulation of proteasomal ubiquitin-dependent protein catabolic process.